Messenger RNA from Menidia menidia (Atlantic silverside), 1353 nucleotides. The record is from the annotation of a GenBank genome assembly. Lineage: Eukaryota; Metazoa; Chordata; Actinopteri; Atheriniformes; Atherinopsidae.
CCACGGUGAGUCACGUGCUCAUUUCCCAAGCGGAGUUUCCACGACAGCUGGAAGCCGAGCGGCACGGACGCAUCGUUUCAUUGGUAAAAUAAUUUGAAAUAACAACACUCCUGCUCGUCUCAGCUCCUCUACGGUAACCCUGGUCUGGCAUGGGCGACAAGAGGAGCCCCACAAGGCCGAAGCGUCAACCGAAGCCCUCCUCCGACGAGGGGUUUUGGGACUGCAGCGUGUGCACGUACAAGAACACGGCGGAGGCUUUUAAGUGCAUGAUGUGUGAUGUCAGGAAGGGGACAUCAACAAGGAAGCCUCGACCCGUCUCGCAGCUCGUCUCCCAGCAGCAGGUAACUCAGCAGUUUGUGCUCCCGUCGCAGCCCAAGAAAGAGAAGAAGGAAAGAGUCGAGAGGGACAAGAGCGACCGGGAGCCCGCGCUCAAGAAGAACGGCCACAAGAAGAUGAGGCCGAGGUUAAAAAACAUCGACCGGAGCAGCGCGCAGCACCUGGAGGUGACGGUCGGCGACCUGACGGUCAUCAUAACGGACUUUAAGGAGAAGGCCAAGCCCGCCUCCACCUCCACCACCUCCUCCAGCUCCGCCUCCUCAGCCGACCACCACAGCCAGAACGGCUCCAGCUCAGAGAACACGGAGCGGGGCCUGUCGCGCUCCUCCUCCCCGCGGGGGGAGGGGGGCUCCAUCAACGGGGAGUCCCACUGAGCCGGCCCACGUCCACCACAGCGGGUCCACAGGUGCAGCGUCCGGCCUUUUAUCCCGCACAGACCCACCGCUUCCCUUUGUUUUCCCCGGAGGAAUUUGUUUUAAAAGAGAUUCUCUGCAUCAGAAAUCCUGCACUUUGAAAGCAAUACGAACCCCUUUUUUGUUAGAUUUCAAGUCCAUGCUUUGAUUUGGCCGGAGGGGGACCCACGCACUGACCCAACCCGCUGCUAGGAGACGCUUUGAUCCCGAUCAGGAACUUCUCUGGAACUGACCUGAGAAACGCGCUGAAUAAACUUGUGGAAAAAAGUCCGGGCAGAGAUAAUGGAUCCUUUGUCUUAGUUCCUCCUGGUCAUUGUGUUCAUGCAAAGAAACGUGCGGCCCCGCUUUGCUCCUGUGCGGCCGGCAGAUGUGGUGACCUGUCCCCCCCCCCUUCCUCCCCAUGUGGUGCUUUCUUCCUCUGACUGGAAUCUUUACUGAGCGAUAGAAGCCGGACCCUCCCCCGGACUGACAAAGCUUCUCCUCCUGGACAGCCUUUGCUGGAGAAGGACAGCAGAGAGCCGGUGCUCCGGGCAGCAUGUGCUGUAUUUCCGUAACAGUAGACGCAGCUUUGAUGGUAGAAGUACGAUUGUUGUCGGUGUCCUUU